Messenger RNA from Lymnaea stagnalis (great pond snail), 12265 nucleotides. NCBI's taxonomy places the organism in Eukaryota, Metazoa, Mollusca, Gastropoda, Lymnaeidae. The record is from the annotation of a GenBank genome assembly.
GUUUCGUCCAUUGGUCCAUAGUAAAAAAAAAAAUACCAAACGAACUCACACUUUAAAAAUUCAUAGCUCAAAAAGUACUUAAGCUAAAAAGUUGAUUCUGUUUUCAUUUUUUUAUUUGAAACUUGCUGUAACUGUAACUAUGUUAUUUAAAAUAAUUAUUUCAAUUUUUUUUAAAUUUUGUAUUCAAGUGCCUACAUUUAGCGACAUAAGUUCGUGGGUCACGAUAACCAAGAUGGCGGCCGCGGGCUGAUCUCUCCGAAUUUACCCUUAUUUUAAUUCAAAAAGAACAUUUGUUUUAUGGGAAGUGUUAAUAAUAAUAAUUUUUGCGGUGAAUUAAAAUUGAAGUAUCCACUUCUGAUAUCGGGUCCGAAUAGCCGCAGCCAAACUUUUCAUUACAAUUACAGAUAGACAGUAGCCCAUUUACCGCCAAAAAAAAAAGCAACUUUGAUCUUGAAUAUUGAUUGAUGUCAUGUUAAUGAUUAUAGCAAUAUAUUUAAAAUAGAAUUAAAAAAUACAUAAACGUAUUAUUACUUGCUUUUAGCUGUACGUCACAUUGAUCUUGGUGUUUCUUAAGCUCUAAAGGAAAGUCUUCAAAAUAUGGCAAAUUUCUCGAUUGAUAAUAAUGGCUCUAAGAUGGCAAACCAACAGGAAGUAUCCGUCAUAACCAUCACGUGACCAACCAAAUGUAUAGAUCUCACGUGACCAGCCGGGUCCGAAUAGCUAUUUGCUGCUAUAUCUUCCCGGGUACCUUAUGGCCACUCCGAUUAUUUUUUUUAAAAACACCGAUUGCCACGCUGGUAAGCUACUUCAAAGUAAUAGGAAAAAUCGAUGACUAUUGAUGUCUUGUUUUUUCCAAUGAACUUAAUAUUUUUGGAUCCCUUGUAAAUAAAAAUGGGGUAACACAAAAACAUGAUCAUUUUAAGUCAUAGAAAUUUUAUUUAUUGAAUAUUUGUAAAUAAAAAAGUUGCCCUACUUUAUCCAAGUGUAUGUAACACGUAUAAUCAAUAAUUUUUUCAAUAAAAUAAUUUAAAAUGUUCAUAAAAUUGUUAUUAUAACAAAUGAAUAAUAUAACAUAUUCAAAUCAAUUUAAAAUAUUAAUUUCACAUAAUAUAUGUAUUAAUUUUUAUAACGGAUAUUUUUUAAAAUUAUCUGGUAAUGACUGUGAAAACGAAAGUUAAGCUCUAGUAUCUCCCAUAAUUCUCUUGUGACGUCAAUAUAUCGAAAUUACUUGUAUCCCUCUAGGGCGAAUUGAGGUGUGGUUCAUUGAUGUGAGUGAUAAAAACACAAACAUAGGUGAUCACAAAUAUAAUUACAGGUACUUAGGCCAUGCUUUACCUUUAUGCAUCUAUUUUAUUAUUGUAACAGAGUUGAUUUUUUUUAAAAAUUGAACAUUCGCUAAAUGUCAAUAUUUAAUAUGAAACAUUGUGGAGUUUUAGGAACCGCUACUAAUGUUCAUCUUUAUUCAUUUCCGCCUUCGUGAUUCUGUAUGGCGGAGACCCGGUUAUUGGAUUUAUGUCUUAGUAGCAUUCUAGUGAUUUUACUCAGCGUUCGGGGCGCACUGUUUGCAACGUAGUCACGAUGAGUUCCACUUUAAUGAACUCUUAGUCGUCUUAGUCCUGUCUAUUUUUCUGGAUAAUUUUUUGCAAUUUUAAAACUGGUGUUCGCCAUUUUGGAUGACGUCAUACAUGGCACCACACAGAAGCAUUAAAAAAGAAUUAUUUUUAAGAAACUACACAAGCAAUAAUCAAUGCAUUGAUGAUUAAUUAUGCUAAAAAUACUUUCUCUAUUUUUGGCAUACUUAAUUAUAACUUAUUUGAAUGUUAAAUAGGAGUCUGUAACUGUAUAUUUUUUGGGCCCAGAUGAGUUAUAUUUUAGUAGUGUACUCAGUUCAGUUAACUCAGAGUAGUCUACAUUUAUUAUCAUUCAUUAAAUUAAUUCAUUAAAUAUGAAAAAUAGUAAAUAGUCUGAAUAGACCUAGCCGAAGCCCAAGGCACUAACUAAAAUUAAAUUAAGGUAGGCACUUGUGUAAUUCAAGGGAGUCUACUAUUAAAAUUCGGAGUGUCUACACGUCCGGCGCACCGGACAAAUAGUGCAUGUGAUAUACGCCUGGAAUUGCUUUACUCUUACGAUUUUGGCGUACUAUGUACGAUUUUGAGGUGUUAGCAUGUAUACUGUGUUUAUUUUUAGCAACAGUAGUUUUCUGAGAAGUUUUAAAAUACGAAGUGGUUAUGCGCAGCCGACUGCGUAUAACCCUGAGAGUUAUACGCAGUCGGCAAGUCACAUGACGUCUAUAUUCUUCCUGUGUUACAGUAUCAAUCAAUAAGGGUGCAUUGCUAUCGGGGUGACUGUGUGGUCGAAUGGUCUAAACUGACCAAACCUCAAGUUGGUGGUCUGGAGUUCAAUUCCAGCCAACGGCAAACCAUGAAUGUGCGUUAGUUGCUAUGCUUUUUCUCGAGAAUGAAGCAACAAUUAGGCUAAUUUUAUACUUUUUUUUUGGCUAAAGAAUGUUAAAACAUGAGAAGAAUUAUUAACUUGACCAAUGUAAUGUUAAUAAUGUUAUACUUAUAAUUAUAUGUUUGUGUUGUUAAAUAAUUUUGUGGCAGAUAAAAUCAUGUUUCACUGGUACAGUAAUAAAAAUAAUCAUGGGUUGAGAGUAGCAGGAAAAAAAUCGCUGUAGUGUAGGGGCAGGGGUUCUGUAGAGGGGGCAGUGUAAGUCAUACUUUCACACAGUUAUAGUUUUGCAUGGAAGCUGAAAACUGUUACAUUUAGGUCAUCAAAAAAAAAAUAAAUAAAUGAUAAAAUUUAAAAAAAGAUAAAUAGAAUGUAUUUCCUGAAUUAGUCAGUAAAACCAACCACAUAGUCAUAGCAACAUAUAAAAACCUAAUCAAUCAAAAUACAUAACUAGACUUAGACCAUGGAAAUGCCUUUAAAAAAUCUAAAACUUAGGUUUAGACUCUAAGAAAUGUAGACUUUGACUUAUACUUAUAAUUAUAAUAUAUAAGAUACAAGCAAUAAUACUAAUAAUAGCACUAAUACUAAUAGUAUUGCUAUAAUCAAUUUCAAUAUAAUUAAAAUUAAUUCAAUUAAAAUUUUACGUUAAACACAUAAAAAGUUCUAGUUCAAAACAAUCCAUAAUGCAGCUAAUUACGCAUAACACUUUUUUUAAAUUGCCAAACAAGCGAUUGCUAACCUUAUUUGGCUAAAUUCCUAGCCGACUGCGUAUAACCCUGAGAGUUAUACGCAGUCGGCUGUGAAUAACCCUCAGGGUUAUGCGCAGUCGACUGCGUAUAACGCUUCCCUUUAAAAUAUUUUGUAGCAAUUUAAAUUGAAAUCUUUUACUUUUAUUGGUUGCCUACUCCAUACUGGCCCCUAAUUUAUUUUAUGGAUUGCUGGUGCACAAACUCAAAUAACAAACUAAACAAAAAUGUUUACAAGUCACUUUCACUUUUUCUAUUAUUUGCAUGCAAGAUACUCAGCAAAUUACUUGGCAGAGAAAUAGAUUUUAAAAUUAACAAUAGUUUUGAAUCAUUCGCAGUCACGUGACAAGGCUGAGAGACAAAAUAUCUCUCGCCACUUUGUUACAGGGGUCAUGUGACUUGGUCGCCUGACAAAUAGUGCGAGAGAUAUACGUCCCGCGCGCCGGACAUGUAGACACUGCCAUUAAAAUUUGUAUUGGAAAUGAGUCAGCACAGAAAAAUCAUAGGCAUAUGAAUUUCUAAUUUUUGAAGAAUAGUGAUAAGGAUUAUUUUAUCUUAAAUAUAUAUAACUUGGGUGCCCUGAUUCAGCCAUAUCCCAUAGAUUUUUUUUUUUUGUAUGAUUUGUACGACUUUUGGACAAUCCUUAUCAAAAUGAGGCACCUUAUAAACCAAAUCGAAAUGUAAGAAUUAAGACAUACCCAUUUCAUCUUUUAUAUUCUGAUUUAGUGUACUAUUAUUAUUUCCAAUUUUCACUGCACUGGGCUUACUCAUGUAGGCACAAUGCUCCUCAACGUUAGCUGAAUCUGUGGAUGCAUUCGCCACCCCUUUCGUAGUAGAGGGAUUUUCUAAUCUGCUCCGAUUUACAUAUUCUAUUUAUUUAAUUGAGUUUAGGCUUAGGGCACAAACAGUAGAAUAGUUUUAAGGUACUGUAGGCACUUUCGUAAAGAAAUUAAAAAGUUCCCAAAAGUUAUAAAAAUGUUACAGUUGUAUAGAAUAUAGUUCAAACUUCAAAUGAAGAUAAUGUAAUCAGAAUUGACUUUUCUAACUUUUUGAGCUAUGAAUUUUUAAAAUGAGUUCUUUUGUAAUUUUUUACCAUGGACUCUGGACUGCACCUCCACAUUUUCUAACCCAAAUCCGCUGAUCGUGCCAUGCGCAAUAACUCUUUGUUUUAAUGAUAAUAGUAUACAACUUUAAUUUUAUGUGUAUUAAAAUUUCUUAUUUUAUAUCUACAUUAUAUAUAGCCAAUGUAGUAAGGCGUCCCCUUAAAAAUAAUACUGGUUUGUACUACUUAUUAUGAGCUUUCAUUUUUAUUUUUGCACAUGACUAAUUAAUUAAAGCUUUACCUGACCAAUGAUGUAAAAGCUUUUGCACACAUUGAUCUCUUAUGAAUGAAAAUAUGAGAAUAAUACUAUGGGGUUGUCCAUUUAUCACGUCACAAUAUUUUACACACACACACAAACACACACCCCCCCCCCCCAAAAAGAAUUAUAAUAUAAAUAAAUUAUAAAUACAUUUUACUUUGUGCUGAUCUAUUUAAAUGACACAUAAAAUGGUAAGGAAAACAUUUUAUUACAUGUUUAGCUUGUUAAUCAACAAGUUAAAAAGUUUUUUUAAGCGAUUUGAAAAUUUGCACACAUGUAGAUCAAUAUAUACCCAUAAGAGCCAUAAUAAAAAUGACACUGGCACAUAUUUCAUUUGAACUUAAUUUAAGGCAACUUUCAUCAUUAAAAUUGAAUUACUAUCUUGCACCAUUGUGUUCUUUUUCUGGUCUUUCGCUCUAAAGGACACAUUGGCUAAAAUUUUAAAAACAUCUUUUCAUUUGCUAUCAGUCAACUUUGAGAAAAUCCAAGGUGAAAAUAAGGCAACUUUCAUCAUUAAUUUUCAAGCAGAUACUUAGGAAAUAUUAACUUAUAACCAUUUGCGUCAAAAAAUUUGAUAAUUUAUUAUUAGAAUGAACACAGAAGGCAUGUAAACAAUUUAUUUUGACAUUCAAACCCUAGGAGAGUCCAUAUUAUAAAUUAUCAUAUAAUCUGCUGUGUACAGUCGUUGUUAUGGGGAACCAUUCAGUCAUUAGCAUAUGAAUAUAGUAAAGUGUUAUCAGCUUCAUUCAUAAUAGAUAACUGUGUGCAAACACUAUUAAGCCAUUGGUUGGUUAAAGCUUUAGGUAAUUAGUGGUGAGUCAAAGUUGAAUUCUAAAUAAGUAGUCCUUAUCCAGUAUUUUUCAUUAGAGAAUGUGAUGCCUUAUUUCAUAUUUAUAUAUAUAUAUAGAGAGAGAUGGAUAUAUAUAUAUAGAUAUAUAUUGUUUAUCCUCAUUUUCUAAUGCAGUUAGGAAACAUCUAAGUAUGUCAUAAUAUCCAGGAUGUGUUUUUAUUAAUGUUUUGACAUAAACAUAGUAGCCCUAGAUCAGAGACUAAAGGUAGCUAGUAGAUACAGACUAGACUGACUAGAAUUUGGGUAUUUGAACAAUGAUGUCCUUUGUACAUAAAAGUAAAAGAAUUUUUAAAACUUGUCAUCCACUGUAAAAGCAAUGUUUAGGGAAUUUUUAGAUAGUCCUAUAGUUAGGAUAUACAUGUUAGCGCAUUUCACAAUAGUGUCUAAUAAAUCAAGGCUAAGGAAACAUUUUCUUUUUUCCCCUUUUGUAAUCCUGUUUCUUUGACUGGAAUAAACUUUGGAUCGGGAACUUUGUUCCAUCACUAGGCACAUCAUAAGAAUUUACCCUGCAUAGAAAUUGACCAAAUAUCACAUGUACUUUACUUAGUUACAAAUGCGUGUUUAAUCAUACCAACAGUAAGGUCAGGCAGGAAUGUGUUCAACAACUGCAGCAAGGAUUUUGAAAUUUAAAAUUUGAUAACUGGUCUCACAAGUUAUCAGUAUGAAAUUUUUAAAUUGUUCCCCAACUUUUUUUCUUCAGAUAACCUAAGUGCCAGCCAUGGCAGCGAUAAGAAAGAAGCUUGUUAUUGUUGGUGAUGGUGCCUGUGGUAAAACGUGUCUACUGAUAGUUUUUAGUAAAGAUCAAUUUCCUGAAGUUUAUGUGCCAACUGUUUUUGAGAAUUAUGUAGCCGACAUAGAAGUUGAUAGCAAGCAGGUUUGUCAAAUUAUUUUAUACAUUACUGUUUUAGAGAUGGCAAUAUUUUAAAUUUCAAUUGAUAAGGGCGGAAAAUUUAAAACAAGAAGUGUACUUGUAAACAUAAGUGCAUUGGGAAAUAUUAUUCCAAAUUCAUUUGGAUUUAAAUGUUGCCAUCAUAUUAAGUUAUUGUCAAUGAUUUGUACAUAAUUACAUAUGUGCUACUUUAUUCUUACAUCAUUUACUUGUAUUUGAUUUACUUAUUUAAAAUGUGUUUAAAAUUUUCACUGCACAAAAGGACCCCUGAACGCUUUUGUAUUGCCAAUACUCUGUUUUUUCCCAACCAAAAUAAAAGAAUUUUUCCAAGGAGCUUUUUUUUGCUCUGAGACCGCAGAAUGAGAAGGCGUUUUCUUUUCCUGACUUUUGAAAAUAUAAAAGGAAUUUUGAAUUUCCAUUUUUGGUGAGUGGAUAAAAGUUUUAGCAUGAUUUUUUUAGAUGCCUAAUGGACACGGAUUUUUUUAAGUAUAUUAAAUUCUAACAUAGGCCUACAAGUUCCAAAUAGCAGCUUCCUUUUUUUAUUUCUUGUAACAACCUUGUAAUGAAAUAUUUGAAUACUUCUGCCUUUAGUAAAGAUCUCUUUUCGUCCUUAGCUUAAAAGCCUAAUCUGCAUGGUGUUGCUUCAUUCCUUUUUUUUGUCUGCCUGUCUGGAUUUACUGAGACAAUGUAGAUUUCAUCUGUUUGUUUUUUUGUUUUUUACUAAUGAAUAUAGCUCUUAAAUAGCAUGUAAUGCAAUGGUACAACUAACAAUCUUGAUAAAUUAAAAGAAUAAUAAUAUGCCUUCAACUUAUUAGACAUACUCUGAAUUUUUGUUUUAGCAUAAUAUUUUAAAAUAACUUGAUUGGGUCAUGUGUUUUCCAUUUGGUGAUGUGUGGGGUGGGGGAUAUGAGAUAAUUUGUUGAAUUUCACUAUUUAUGAAAACAUAAUGUUAUUUUAACUUGGGUCGCAUUUAGCCUCUAACCACCAAGUGCAUCUUUUUAUUUUCUAUAGCUUGUUAUUUACCACUCUUUUACUAUAGGUAUAAAAGUAUUUGCAUUUUUUAAAAAAACAAUUGGGCAUUUUAAAACAAAAAACCAGAAUAGUCUAAAUGACACAGUAUUACUCAAAACCAUUCUGAAGUACAUUUUUAAUUAGAAUUAUCAAGGAUUAUAAAUUUGGACAUCAGUGUAUGAAAUAGGAAAAAACUAUGAUGAAUCAGUACACUUAAGAGUUGACUUUGUUUGUGUUUCUGUAAAAGGAAUAUUCUUAAGCAACUAUAAAUGGUCAAUUGGGAACAUGCAAGCUAGCAAUCUAGUUAUUGAAACUUCCUUACCAUGAUUGAAUACUAAUUUACUUAAAAUUUAGCAACUCAGAUUAUUAGAUUCAAUUAAUUAAAAUCAAUGAUUUUCACAUUUUGCUGUUCACUUCUUUAAGCCUCAUUCAUAUUCAGGCUACUAUUUAAUCUGCUAAAUAUUAUCAUUUUAAUGCUCUCAUCUCUCAACUUUUAUUGUUUUGAUAUCUUUUAUUGUUUUGUUCUUUUAUAUUGAAGUGGUAUUUCCUUAAAAAAGAAUUAAGUGGCUUGAGGUGAAUCAGUGAAUCUCUUAUUCACUUUCUCUUAUUAUGUAUUGAAUCUGCUACCAUUAUUAUUUUUUAAUUUUAUAUUUAUUAUACUAAGCUUCAUAUUUACAGCUUUUUUCUCUCUCUUUUUUUUUUUUUGUUGUUGCUGCUUCUUUUAAUUUAAAAUCAGCUCUUUUUUUCUAAGCUAUUUGUAUACUAUUUUUUUUUCAAAUUUAAUUUUAUUCACUUUCUCUUAUUAUGUAUUGAAUCUGCUACCAUUAUUAUUUUUUAAUUUUAUAUUUAUUAUACUAAGCUUCAUAUUUACAGCUUUUUUCUCUCUCUUUUUUUUUUUUUGCUGCUGCUGCUUCUUUUAAUUUAAAAUCAGCUCUUUCUUCCUAAGCUAUUUGUAUACUAUAUUUUUAUCAAAAUUAAUUAUUCUCCUAAAAAUAUGUUUUCUAUAAUUUGUAAAAUUCACUUAAGUCAAAAUUUGAUAUCCAGAAACAUCCAGGUUAAGAUGUAUGCUUAAUUUCUAUUAACCCUCAAUAUGCUGAUGCUUAGUUAUGGAAUUAUCAUACACUUUUUGAUAUCAUUGUAUAUUUCACUUUAAAUAAUGCUUAAUAUAGUUAUUUUGGUCCUGUUUCAGGUGGAGCUUGCAUUAUGGGACACCGCUGGACAAGAAGAUUAUGACCGUUUGCGACCAUUAUCUUAUCCUGAUACAGAUGUUAUCCUCAUGUGCUUUUCUAUUGAUAGUCCUGACAGCUUGGAGAACAUCCCUGAAAAGUGGACCCCUGAAGUCAGACACUUCUGCCCUAAUGUCCCUAUAAUUUUAGUUGGCAACAAGAAGGAUCUCCGACAUGACCAAGUUACAAUCAGGGAGCUGCAUAAAAUGAAACAGCAACCUGUGAAAUUUGAUGAUGGCAAGGGUAUGGCUGAAAGUAUCAAUGCAUAUGCCUACCUUGAGUGCUCAGCUAAAACCAAAGAAGGUGUAAGAGAUGUUUUUGAAACAGCUACACGUGCAGCACUAUCUAUUAAAAGAAAGGCCAGAAAAUUUAAAUGUUCUCUACUUUGAAGUGUGAGAAGAUGAACAGUUUAUCAUUCGGGAUUUUCUUUUUUUACCCUGAAUUUGUCUGGCAUUAGUGCUGCAGAAAGACACUUUCUAAUUUGAGCAUUUAACCUCAAUUAAGUAUACUCUCGUACUGUUUGGAUUCAUAAGUGUAAACACUUAAUUUGUUUAUGUAUGAACAUUUAAAGUCAAAUUUUUUUACUGAAAUGAAUAUACUAAAUUAGUUUGAAUUAUAAUUUGUCCCUUUUGGCUUGAUUCCUGAGCACACAGUGGGGUGUGUUAAUAGUAGUAGUAUUACUUUCAUAUUUUAUGCCUUAAAUGUUCAGAUUUUAAAGCUUUUAGAUAUUGGUGUUUCGAAUAUUUUUUUCCCAUUGCAAGGAAAUGAUUUAAGUGAACAUCAACUUUUUUCAUUUAAAAAAAAAAAAAAAAGUGCUUAUCUAUGCAAAAAAAAGAAAUGCAUAAGCUACAGUACUUGUAAAGCUUGAAGAAAAAAAUGUCUUUAGUUUAUCAUUCAAUUGACAUGUAGGCUUGAAUUUUUUGAUUUGUUUUUUUUUAAUUUGUUUGUUGUAUGAUGUCCAUGAUUUAUUUUAUUGUUAAUUCAAAAAUGUAUUUUAUCUUUGAAAGCAUAUUAACUCUCUUGUAUACAGCUUGUAAAUGAAUAGUUACAGCUCGACUUGUACUAAUUUCACUCUAAUUUGUUUUGAGGGGUUUUUUUUUGUUAAUAAAUUAUAGCAUUUAAAUUCAUUAAUAGCAUAUGAAUGACUAAUUAGUGAGAAGAAAAAAGUUUAGAACAAAAUUUCAAUUGAGAUUCUUAAUUGCAAAAGAGAUUAAAAAUGUACCGGUACCUAAAUACUUUUUUUUCCUGUGGAAACAACAAACUAUAGGAAUGGACAGGACCAGUUGAAACUCUUCACAUUUUUUACAAGCUGUAAAUGCCGGUAAUAAAAUGUCAUUACUAAAAUUUGAAGUAAGGCAUUCUGCUUAGGGAUUACAUUUAAUUUCAUCAGACAUAUUUCAAGAUGAUUACUUGAUGAUUCAUGCAUUUCAAUGAUUCAUGCAUUUCUAGUAAGGAAAUCAAAUUUAUUUUUUAUGUGAAAUUAACAAAUAUUAUUUUAAUUUUACAUAAGUGCUGGUCACUUUUAGAUUAAUUUUUAGGCAUUAAUGCCUUACACCCCUCAUUUAUUAUCAGGCCUUAACAAAGAUAUGUAUAUUUAAAUAGUACCUAUUCAUCAAUGUUAGUACUUAAAACAAAACUUAAAUUUUACAUAAAAAUAUUACCGCACGUGAUUGGUGUGUAAAACAUUAGUGGUUAUUGUUGCAAGUCUGGAUUCUGAUGUGAAUGAUUUUAUUGCUUUUAAGAUUGUAGGGAUGUGCCAAGGUGCAUUCCAUUCCGCCAUAAAAUACAUUAACCUAAGUAGCAUAAAAAUAUCCAAUCUGACUUUUGAUUACUUUGGGCACAAGACUGUAAUUCUUUAAUUCUAAUUAUUUUCUAUAUCUUUUGGCUAUACUAUAAUGGUACCAUAUGAAGAAUAAGGAAAUUGUAUGCAUGGUUGUUACUGUUUUUGUCACAUUUGUUUAAUCUUUGGUCUUGAGUCAUUCAGAUAAUCAGAUAAUUAAAUUCUAUAUAUUUAUCAUUGUAACUUAUUUUAGGGUCGACAAGAGAAUUUGUUUUAAAUAAUUUUUCACUCAAAGAAAAUAAUAUCCACUUUGCUUUUAAGUAUUUUGUUUUUAAAUUUUUUUAUUUUUUUUUUUUGUCUAGGCAUAAAUUCUCAAGCUACAGCCUCUUAGUCAGAAAAUAAAAGGUUAUCCUCCAUGUAAAUUACCACUACUUCAUUAUUUUAUUCUGGCACUUCUGUAUGUACGAAUGUUAUCAGGUUAUAAGAAUGUUCAAUUUAAUUAUGCAUGCCAUUUCAGCAUAAUUUGAAGAGAUACUUUUUUAAAAUUGAAUGAGUACCCGCUAGAUGGUUUAUCACCGGGUACCUCCAGUAACGUGAAAUCAACAUUUAACAUUAUCUUCUUCAAAAGCAAACAUUAAAGUCAUUUGAGUUAGACCACAGGUUCCCAACCUUUUUCAAGUCGGGACCCUAUUUUAUAGAAGCAGGGGAACUGUUCCUUUACAUAAAGGUAUUCAAAAAAUUAAUAAUGGAAUAGAAAUUUUUAUUGGAAUCCAUUGUUCUCAAAUACCGGCACAAUUAUCACAUGUUAAUCUUAAAAUCUUUAAAAUUAUAAUUUUUUUUUAUUACGGUAUGUUUUAGUUAACUAUUUCAGCCGGUUUCCGGAAAUUUUUUGAAAGAAAUUUCGGCGAUGGAAAAUUGAUCAAACUGAAGUUUAGUUUGAUCGAAAUCAAACUGAAGUUUAGUCGAAAAUAUUUUUUUUCAGUUCACACUUUUGAACAUACUAUACUAUUUAGUAAAACAAAAUAAUGCAGUCAAAAAGAAUAUGACGCAAAAUUUGAUUGUGUGAACUGAAACAAAAAUUUGAUCAAACUUACGUCAAUUUUCCAUCAGCAAAAUUUCAUCAAACAAAUUUCCAGAUGCGAUUUCAGCCUGUGGCCCCCACAGAAAAACCUCCAUGACCUUUUGGUUGAGAACCGGGAAAUAAACGAGUAAUAUGAUCUAAAUUAUUGUGUGAAUUCCUAGUGCUGCCCUGAGUGGAACAAGAUUUUAGCUGCCCCCCUUCUACAAAAAAAAAAAUACACCUUGCAGAAAUAGUAAAAGCUUCCUGAAUUAAAAUGUAAGACCUGAUCUCCAUUUUUUUUUUAUUAUUAUUAUUAUAAGUCAUUCCACAGAUGCAGACAUGUCUUACUGUCACUCUUUUUUGAGUUUCUGAAACUAUUUUAAUGGAGAGCAGGAGUUUUUUAAAUUAUUUUUCAUAUCAAGCUUUCUUUUGUUGUGAAUGUCAGUAAUGAGAAAAAUAUUGAAAAUAGAUUAUUGGCAUUACAUAUUAGGUUGAACUUAUUCAUGUUAGCAUUAUGUAGCCCAAAUUUAUCAAAUAUGUUAAGUGGGGUGGGUUUUUUUCCCUCUUAGUUGAAAGUUCGUCUGACAGAAUGCUAUCUUUCAUUCAAAAUUCUGCUGAAUUUACUAGCAACUUCCUGCAACAGUUUUAUGUUUUCUGUUUUACAUUUUGACAACAUUAAUGAAAUAUAAAUGAAGUUGUUUGAUUUAAUGUGCGCUGAUGUUUAUCUCUCCUUGUUUAUCAGAUAAUUCCAGCUGUAGUGUACAUUUUGUUAGCAUCCAACUAAUCCCGAUCAGUACUGCUAGACUUAGUUUGUUUUAUUGUUUUUUUAAAUAAAUAUGUAUAUGUAUUAUUUCUUUUCAAAUUGUGUCAAAAUUAAACCAUUUUCUUUGA